CCUCUCUCUCUCUCUCUCUCCAGUCGUUUGCCGGCUAACGCUGCGUCUUCCCCAAAUUCGGAAGUCCUGGAAAGUCAAAGCAGACAACAAUCCCACCUCAGAGCUGAGUGACCGUCGACUGUUUCCAGUCAAAUGUCGUCGUUUUUGCACUUCCCUGCCGUUUCUACGCUCCCCUCUUCUCUUCCCGGAGCUUUCUUCCCCGCCCGGCCCAAACCCACCUCGCUUCUCCACCGCCGCGUUAAAUGCAGAUAUGCAGAGAUGAAUGUAAAAACGGAUUUCAAUUCCACCACAAUAGACGUUGUGGCCGAUGUUAAACCUGAACGGGUUGUUGUAUUAGGAGGCACCGGUUUUGUUGGUUCUGCUAUAUGCAAGGCUGCGGUAUCCAGAGGAAUAGAGGUCGUUGGCGUGAGCAGGUCAGGGCGUCCCACUUACUCCGGUGCGUGGAUAGAUCAGGUUAACUGGGUGCCAGGAGAUGUUUUCUAUGUAAACUGGGAUGAAAUACUUAUUGGGGCCACCGCUGUGGUUUCAACCAUUGGUGGUUUUGGCAGCGAGGAACAGAUGCAGAGGAUUAAUGGGGAGGCAAAUGUUGUUGCUGUGAAUGCUGCGAAGGAUUACGGAGUUCCCAAGUUUAUCUUGAUCUCAGUGCAUGAUUACAAUCUACCUCCAUUUUUGCUUUCAUCUGGGUACUUCACAGGAAAGAGAAAAGCUGAAUCAGAGGUUCUCUCCAAAUAUCCCAAUUCUGGUAUUGUGCUUAGACCUGGUUUCAUAUACGGGAAACGGAGGGUGGAUGGUUUUGAGAUUCCUUUGGAUUUGAUAGGUGAACCAUUGGAAAGAUUUAUCAAUGCUACCGAAAACUUUACCAAACCGUUGAGUUCUCUUCCAGCAUCUGAUCUGCUCUUGGCUCCACCUGUUAGUGUCGAUGAUUGCACUUGCCGCAAUCAAUGGAAUCAGAGAUGAUGAUUUCUUCGGCAUUUUUACCAUUGCACAAAUUAAGGAGGCUGCGGAGAAGGUGAGGGUGUAAGAAUAUAUUUUGGUAUAGGAAAUUAACAGGUGACAGUAACGCAAACAGGUCCGAGUAUAAAUAACACCUGGUUCGGAAACCCCUUCUUGGUGGAGGAUAAAUUACGUUUUGCUAUUUUGUAAAGACGAACAAGUUUUUUGUAUGACUAUCUGAAUCAAAUUUCAUCUGAA
Pyrus x bretschneideri (Chinese white pear) is the source of this 1191-nucleotide messenger RNA. RefSeq lists its product as uncharacterized. The record is from RefSeq and is a predicted model, not a curated record. Gene Ontology annotation, molecular function: protein-containing complex binding. Lineage: Eukaryota; Viridiplantae; Streptophyta; Magnoliopsida; Rosales; Rosaceae. Gene Ontology annotation, cellular component: mitochondrion.